Molecule: messenger RNA, 1986 nt
Organism: Entrophospora candida
Lineage: Eukaryota; Fungi; Glomeromycota; Glomeromycetes; Entrophosporales; Entrophosporaceae
Source: the annotation of a GenBank genome assembly
AUGGAAAACAUUGUUAUAAAAAUUGACAACAAAGAAUUCAAUCAAAAGCUUAAUGUCGACCUAAAAUUAUCAAAAGUUCAUAUAUUUAUCUUGGAAAAUGAAGAAAUUCGAAUUUUAUCAAAGAUUCUUGUUGGUAAUGAAUUAUUUAUUACAACAUUCGAAAAUAAUGAGCCUACUGGUGUUUCAUUUCGAAUUGAAGAAAAUGUGUAUUUUGAGAAGUUGCCUUUAAAUAUGAAAUUGGAUGAAGUUAGAUCAUUUGUUUUAAAUGAACGUUUAGCUGAUGAUAAUUAUUAUAAUUAUUCAUUCGAAAAUUCAACUUAUGGUGAAAUAGGAGUAGAUAAAGAAUAUAAAUAUACUUUGGAGGAAAUAAUUAUAAAAAAAGAAAAAGAUAUUAAUUUUAUAAAUUUAAGCAAAAAAAACAAACCUAAUUGGUCAAAGUUAACUAAAUCUUGUGGGUUUGGAUUUAAUAUAACAGAUGAGGGAACUAAAAAGGCUCCUAGAAAAGCAAUUACAAUUAUAGAUCCCAAAUUUGAAGAAUAUGAUAAUCCAAAAAGGACUGAGCUCAUUAAUGAAUGUAAUAAUAUACAGGAAAAUUUAUAUGAACGUAAUAUAGCUUUAGUCAGCAAUGUAUUCUUACCAUGGCUAUCAUCUUGUAUUGGUUUAAAAAGUUCAAUUGAAGUUGAAAAGAAACUGGACACAGCUACUUCAUAUUCAAUUGAAGCAUCAGAAUAUGCAUCAAUUGAAUUUACAAAAUCAAAUUAUUAUUUAAACCCUGAAUUUGAAAAAGAUGUUAAAUCUGCAGUUGAUCCAAAAUUAUCAUUAAAAGAAAAACAUAAGAAACUUAAGGAAAUCAUUGAAAAUUAUGGUCAAUUUAUAUCUGAAAAAAUCAUUUUUGGUGGUAAAAUGAUAAAACAACGUACAAGUGAAGCAAAUCAAGUUGGAGAAUCAUUUUCAAAUACAAAAAGUGUUGAAUCAAAUAUAAGUCACCCAGGAAUUGUUGGUGCUGGUGUAUCUGCAAGUAAAACAAAAUUAGUAAAUGAUAUUACAAGAUCAAAUAAAACUAUAUCAUAUCAACGUAUAAUAGGAGGAAAUGGAGCUCUUUUAGAUGAUUGGUAUGAAUCUCUUCGCAAUCCUGAUAAGUGGGAUAUAAUUGAAUAUAAAAAUAUUGUACCUAUAUUUGAAAUAUUACCAGAUGAUUUAAAAAACCAAGUAUUAAAAAUCUUUGGCCAAAAAAUACUUGAUGGUAGAAUUGAAUAUAUUGGGGAAAAAAGUCCUGUAAUUGUAAUUCACAAAAUUAAUGAAGAUAAACCAAAAGGUAAACAUAUCUUAAAAAUUAGUUAUAUAAUUGUUGGAUAUAGUUUUAGAUUUAAACCUGGGUUAGAUAUUAGAUUUAUUGGUGAAGAAAAGCAAAUUAAACAUUGUAAUAAUAGAUUUAUUGCAGAAAUUGAAAGACCAACAAAUGAAGUACCAGUAAUUGGAUCUUGUGUGAUUAAAUCAUAUCAUAAACAAACCAAUCCAGUGGAUUCAAAAAUUAUUAGUUUACACUUUCAUCCAUCAGAUAAAAAAGUCUGUAUUCACACUUAUGACCUUAAUACCAAAAAAAUAAUUGAACCUUCCAUAAAUGCCUUAAAUGAUUAUUAUGUUCAUUAUAGUACUUUUGAAUGUUCAGGAUCUGAUGAACUUUAUGGUAUAACAAAACUUACUUUCACCAAUGAUAAAAAAAUUUUUAACAAUGAUAAAAACUCUCUGUGGAUAAAAUAUGACAACUGUACACAAAACCAAUCAAUUUUUAUGAAUCUACUAUUUGAUUGUGCUAAUAAUCAACCAGGAGUAAAACCAGUAAAACCAAUAGUAAAUGUAGUAUUUAAACCUGAUGUUAUAUUUUCAGCACCUUGUGAAAAAACUUGUAUUUCAAAUAAUGACGAUUUGAGCUUUUUAAAAUUAUUAAUUGAUAACGAAAAACAAUCCACAGGUGCUCCAAAGUAA